Apis dorsata (giant honeybee) is the source of this 579-nucleotide messenger RNA. RefSeq lists its product as uncharacterized. NCBI's taxonomy places the organism in Eukaryota, Metazoa, Arthropoda, Insecta, Hymenoptera, Apidae. The coding region runs from base 44 to 520 and encodes 158 amino acids. The transcript has 2 exons. The record is from RefSeq and is a predicted model, not a curated record.
UUUUUUUUUUUUUUUUUUUAUAAAUUUUAGGCACAAUAUUCAGAUGAAUAAUAAUACAGGUGUAUGUACUUUAGAAUUUAAACCAAAUUAUUCGGAUUUAGGGAAAUGGAUGUGUAAAUUCACUGUUCCCCAUACAGAUGAAGAAAUAGGCAAUGCAUCACUUGUUCUGUUAAAUAGUACUGGAGAUGAAAAAUUGGGAUGGAUAGUUGGUGCCCUGACAACAUUAACAUUAUUUCUGAUGAUUAUUAUAGUUGUUUUAGUAGUUUGUAAGACACGUUUAUUUGUCAGAAAGUCAUCACGAGUUUUAGAAACUAUAUCAACAUCGGAAAAAAAACAAACUUUGCAAUUAAACAAUGGACAUUAUAUCGAAAAUCGAACAAAAUUAGAUAUACAAGUUUCUGAGCAACAUGAUCAAAAUAUGACAAAUAUAGAGAAUAUUCUUCCUAAUAGAAGUCCAAAUUUAUACGAACGCGUUGGAAAAUAUAGAAGAUCAUCAAAGUAUGAAAAUAUUCGAAUAUGAAAGAAAUAUUAAUCAUAAAAUUUUACCUUGUAUUUCGAAUAAACAUUUAUAAGAAAUUU